GGAAGCGGGCUUUCCGCCGUUAAAAGGAAAGCGGGCGGCAGUUUUUGAAGUAAAAAUGGCGGGUCGUGGUGGUCUACGAGCUAACAGAUCGACAAACCUGACUGCCAGUAAACAGGCAAAAACUGUGAAUGAGCCAAAGAUAGCCGGCAGUUCUUCAACGCAAUCUUGCCAAAGAGAAACCAUGCAAGCUGCUUCAAGUCAAUUGACCACCAAGCUUUCAACAACCAGACUUAGGCGGAGAGAUUCUUUUGGGCAAGAUAAGAUAAAAGAUGAAAGUGGAUCAAAUCUAACAUCCUCAAUGGAGGAAUUUCGUGAAAAGUUGAAAGGGGGCCGUGUUGUACCAUCUCGAUUUCGAGAAGCGGCAGCCAUGAAGAAGAAAGUAGUCAAUAAGAUUCAUGACCAAAGUUCUGGACCUGAAUUAAAACGACACAAUGCAGAGAAGAAACUCUUUAACCUCCAUUCUACAGGGAUUGAAGAAAGCAUGCUUGUGCCUCCAGACUGGGAUUUGUCAGUUAUGAAAUCUGAAUAUUCCCCAGUUGAAGUCCCAGAAUGUACAGCCACUUUCGAAUCUUCUUUGGUGUCUCCAACCCUGUCUGAGGAUGAUGCUAUAGAAAAAAUGGAUUGCGAUAGCUUGCUGUUUUCUUAUAUGGCCAUUACGAGGGAAAUUAGUUUGGAAAAAUAUCAAGAAAAUGCAGAACGGAACUUGCUGCUACUUGAAGAGGAAAACCAACGUUCGCGUAGAGAGACGUUUGAAUAUAAACAAGAGUACCUUAUUCGGGAAAAUAAAAAGCAGUUGAAUUCAGUAAUAGAGCAGCAGAUGGAAUGUUUAAAACUGGCAUUGCCAUGUUUACAGCAGUUCAAAAAUCAGUACAAAUCCUUGGGUCAAGCUCUUGAUGCAACCAGGCACAGCCUUCAAGUGAGGAAUAUACAUAUGUCAGACGAUCCAAGGGAGGACUUGGAAAAUCUAAAAGUUCAUCUUCGGACCACAGAGCAGCUUCUUGAUGUUGGAAUAGAUAAAGAUUAUUCCAAAGCUUUGGCGGAAAAUAAGGAGCUUGCGGAGACUGUUGAAAACACAGAUAAAGAGAUAAAAAGCUUUUCCAGGAAGAUUGAUGAAUUGGCCUCUUCCACCAGCAGAGAGACUGUACUUCACCAAGAAUUAGAUGAACAAGAUUUGGGGAUGGAUGUCUUGUCAUUGGGAAUUUUCAAAUAGGCCAUUCCCCAGCAUUCAUUGCAUAUAUGCAACAUGCUAAAUAUCACUCACCAGUUAAUUUUACAAAUGCACGAUGCACAGAAUAAAGAAAUCAUUAAAUAAAUGGUCUCUAUUUUGAAUUUGACAACCACUGUUUAUUGUAAUGAACCUGUGCUUUUGUGAUAUAGAUAAAUGACCUGGAUGUAAAAGUUUGAUGUAUAUUAACGGCUUGGAUGCAAGCCAGACGGGUUGGUUAGUAAGUUUGCAGAUGACACCAAGAUUGCUGGGUCGCCAACAGUGAGUAAAGGCUGUCAAUAUGUACAGCGGACAUUAGCUCAGAUGCAGAAAUGGGCGGCUGUAUGGCAGAUGGAGUUUAAUCCGAGAAAGUGUGAGGUGCGGCACUUUGGGCAGUCAUAUGCAAGGGAAAAUGUACAAAUAUUGGCAUGACGCUUGAUAGCAAUGUACAGAGGGAUCUUGGUGUCUGAGUCGAUAACUCCCUCAAAGUGGAAACACAAGUAUACAGUGUGGUAAAGAAAACAUAUGGUAUGCUCGCUUUCAUAGGUCAUGGCACUGAGUACGAGUCAGGAUGUUGACAGUUCUUUGGCUAAGCCACAUUCUGAGUAUUGUGUGCGGAGCUGGUCGCCCCAUUACAGGAAGGAUGUGUUAACUUUGGAAAGGUCACUGAGGUGGUUUACCAGAAUGAUGCCUAGAUUGGGGGGGUUUUAGCUACAGGGAGAGCUUGGACUGUUUAGGAUUGUUUUCUCGGGAACGCCAAAGGUUGUAGGGAGAACUGAUGGAAGUAUAUAAAUUUCGAGAGGCAUAGUUAGGAUAGACAAUCAGAAUUUUUUUACAUAGGAUGGAAAAGUCUAGUAUUAGGGCAUUGCUGUAAGGUGAGAAGGGCAAAGUUUAAAGGAGAUGUGUGGGGCAAAUUUUCUUGCACAGGGUGAUGAGUGCCUGGAACGUGUUACCGGAGGUGAGUGGUUGAGACAAAUGUUAUAGUGGCAUUUAAGAGACUUUUGGAUAGGCAUAUGGAUAUUGAGGAAAUGGAGGAAUAUGUACUAUGUGCAGGCAGAUAAGAGUUUGUCUUGGUGUCAUAUUCAGCAUAGAUCUUGUGCCAAAGGACCUGUUCUUUACUGUUCUAUGUUCAAUGGAUGACAACCAAUUUUGUUCUCUUAAUAUUUUUACCUCAACAGGUGAAAAGUUCAUUCAUAAUAAGCUCUAGUUGGAAAUUGUUUUGAAAUUAAUAUUUUGAGGGAUUGUGUUUGGCAUACUUGCUAAUUGUUUUGAUACUCUGCUUUUGAACAAAAUAAUGAUUGGAAAUUAUAAUAUUUUUUAGGAUAAAUCCUGUUCUGGGAAUUUUUUUAAAUUAUACAGCAAUGCUAAAUCCCCACGAGGGUUUCUGUCUAAGCUAUAAACAUCUGUUUUGCAAUUCAAUUGGGCCCCGACAGAAUAAUCAAUCCCACCAGUCGUGCACUAUAAGGUUUUAGAAGAAAUUGCUGUUUUCUCAACUCAUUAAAAGUAGUUCCCCAACUUGCAAUAAAGCAGUUUUAUUCCCGUGCUGCGUAUCAUUAAAGAUUACUUAUGGUAAUUACAUCUUUGCUUGCACUUAAGUGUAGUUUUGAGGAUUGGUAUGAAUCCUGAAGUUCUUAAUGGUUUUAUAAAUUCUCCUAUUUUCCAAGUUGUCUCCUUUUUCCACUCGACAGAGAAAACACAGCCAGAGGUCACCCCGUUCGACUUCUGAUUCUGCGUUGCCGAUCAGCUGUUUGACGAGGGCUAAUGUGCUUUUGCUUUGUUUUUCUUGCCUUUGGCAUUAUACCUGAUCUCCAGUGUGUCAUCGUGGGCAAGUGCAAAACUCAAAGGUUGUUUUUUUUAGGUUAUUGCAGAUGGAAUAUUGCAAUGCACCUGGUUAUCCUUCCAUAGGCUGCAUGGUGUGUAUUGGCACAACUCUCUGCUGAAGACUGAAAUGGAAGAUGGUCUACUGCCAAACAUAAUAAUUUAAUUGUAAGAUGCCAGUUCUGUUCUCUUUCCAAUGUGUCCAUAAAUAGCCAAGAGGAUCCUU
Molecule: messenger RNA, 3248 nt
Organism: Amblyraja radiata (thorny skate)
Lineage: Eukaryota; Metazoa; Chordata; Chondrichthyes; Rajiformes; Rajidae
Gene: haus8
Product: HAUS augmin like complex subunit 8
Exons: 13
Coding region: 56-1210 (384 amino acids)
Source: RefSeq, a predicted model, not a curated record